Penicillium cataractarum is the source of this 1284-nucleotide messenger RNA. RefSeq names its product amidohydrolase family protein. The record is from RefSeq and is a predicted model, not a curated record. The transcript has a single exon. Bases 1 to 1284 code for a protein of 427 amino acids. NCBI's taxonomy places the organism in Eukaryota, Fungi, Ascomycota, Eurotiomycetes, Eurotiales, Aspergillaceae. Gene Ontology annotation, molecular function: hydrolase activity, acting on carbon-nitrogen (but not peptide) bonds.
AUGAUCAGAUUCACUGCUCUAGCCUUCUUGGCAUCCUUCCUCACCACUCCCCAUGCAUGUCUAACAGAGCAUAUUGCAAGGGCUGCUCAAGCUUCGACUGCGAACGACUGUGUUGGAAGCCCUGCUCCUGUCAACAACAAGUUUGCCAUCAAAAAUGCUCAAGUUUUCAAUGGAAAUGGCUUUCAAAGCUCAGAGACCAUCAUCAUCAUCAUCAUCAUCAACGACGCUAGAAUUUUCACUGUUGGCGGCAACGUUCCUCCUGGAAUCAACACCAUCGACGGAACAGGGAGGUUCCUCAUUCCAGGUCUCAUCGACAGCGAUGUCCAUCCUUCCAGUUGUAGCAACUUGGUAACCCUUUCUGGCUACGGUGUUACUACUGCAAUCAAUAUGGCUUGUCUGAACUACACAGCUUGUUCCCAGCUCAAAGGUCAAUUGGGCACGACAGACUAUAUCACUGCGGGUGAGAUUGCUUGUGGUACCGGCAGUGUCCAUGCAACUGCCUUCGGGGUACCACCGGCAGAAACAAUUGGGCCCGAUAGAGAUCUCGCUGCCUUUGUCGAUUAUACCUUUGGCAACGGAUCCGACUUUUUCAAGAUCGUCGCUGAGGACAAAGGUCCUACCGUGCAGCAACAAACUACUAUGGUGCAGCUUGCCCAUCAGCUUGGCAGUUUUGCAGCCACACAUGCGACAAUGAUGGAAUACUAUGAUCAAGCCAUUCAGUCCAAAGCUGACAGGAUCCAACAUACCCCUGCCGACGGUCUGCUGUCCAAGGCUCAGAUCAGUCAGAUUCGUAGUCAGGGCCAAUUUGUGACUCCAACCAUGGAGUUUUACCGCCUCGCGUUCGCGAAUCCUGCUCUUGGGCCCGUUCUUGGGUUUAAUGCAUCAUGCAACUACUCCAACAUCCAGACCAAUGUCGCCAACAUGCACGUUGCGGGCGUUCCCAUCGCGGUCGGCACAGACGCCGUUGGGAGCUUUGCUGGAGUUAUCAACUAUCCAUUCGGUCGGUCGCUCCACUGUGAGCUUCAGAACUUGGUAGAUGCAGGAUUUGGCAACGCAAAGGCCAUUCAAGCGGCCACUGCGGGAGCUGCGAAGCUUUACAGGCUGUAUGACCGAGGAUCCAUUGCUACUGGGAUGCGAGCAGACCUUUUGCUCCUAAACAGCAAUCCUGUCGAGGAUAUCACAAACACACUAGACAUCAGUGCGGCUUGGGUGGGUGGGAUACAGGUUAGUGCUAUCAGUGCUCAAAAGGGCCAGAGCUGUGACCCAGCCUCGCUUAGUCCUUGA